Orbicella faveolata is the source of this 4510-nucleotide messenger RNA. RefSeq names its product lethal(3)malignant brain tumor-like protein 4. Gene Ontology annotation, cellular component: nucleus. Gene Ontology annotation, molecular function: chromatin binding; histone binding; zinc ion binding. Gene Ontology annotation, biological process: negative regulation of DNA-templated transcription. The record is from RefSeq and is a predicted model, not a curated record. NCBI's taxonomy places the organism in Eukaryota, Metazoa, Cnidaria, Anthozoa, Scleractinia, Merulinidae.
GUAGGCCCUGCUAGCUAGCGGCGAGAUUUUUGCCGCGGGAGGUAUGUCGGCGUUUAUUUUUCGCACUGAUAGACUUUCUCUCGAAGACGUAUUCAGCUUAGAAAAACCCUUUUUUGUUAACCGCGCAACCAUUGUAAACUUGAAUUAUCACUGAAGUUUUUCCUUGAAAACGAAGUCGAUUUUUCAAUGUCAAAGGUUCAACGACAGGCUAGAGUAAUUAAAAUUCUUCUUUUUCGAGACGCUAGCUAAAAAAAGGAAAACAAUUGAGCAAUGGCGUUAAACUAUAUACAAUAGGUUUUUACCAGAGACAACUUUUUCGCUCGUGUGCUUGAAGCUGUAAUUCGAAAACCCAGUUUCAUCAAGAAAAAGAAAAAAGAAGCUAAGAGCUAAGGGCGGAAUUAUUUGUUUUAUCAUCUUCUGUCCAAUGUUGCAAAUUAUUUUCUUUGCGGUUUUGUUUUAAUCUGAAUAAUCGUCGCCCAGGUUAAAUUUCAGGCUCAACUUCCCGUUUUCAACCCACGAGAAAUUGGAAAAGUCCAGUUGCGUGAUAAGUACAUUUUCGCUUUCUCGUCUCAUCGGAAAAAGCUGAAAGGUCCAUCAGAGCAGACGAGAUUUCAAGGAGCAGAAACUGGCGACAUGUCCACAGAAGAUAAAACAAAGCACAAUGGAAUUGAAGAACCAAAGAAGCAAAACAAGUCUUCGCAUGGAAACGAGUGGAUUUAUGGCAGCAUUGCAAACGGAGACUUGCAGAAUAACUCCUUCAUAGGAAUGGCUUAUGGACCGCCUGCCAAGAAACAGAAAACUGAAAGCGACGAAGAGACGAAACGCAGAGAGCAGGAUCGAUACUCCAAUGAAAAUUUGGUCAUAAGAUCUGAGCCUUUCCCGGAAGUAAGCAGUUCCUCCCCACCACAAAUGAUCACUUCCGGUGCCACCGAGGAAAGGACGGCCUCAUCGACAAAUACUGUGGAACUUAGUAGUACUGUGACAGACCAGCCAGUGACGAGUGACAGCAGUAACGACGUGAAGAAGACAACCACUGAAAAGAAAACUGCAGAUGAUGGUGACGAUCCGUUUGGAGCUUUAGACUGGAAAGAUGGAAUUGCCACCUUACCAGGCAGCAAUCUUAAGUUCAAACUGACCGAGUUCGGUACUCUGGAAAUCAUCAGUACGGUGGAAACAGAUAAAGGGGAAUACGAGUGGAGCACACCAACACAACAUCGCAAAACAAGCACUGAUGACGGGGAAAACAACAAAAAAGGAAAGAAAAGUAAAGCAAGUUCAAGAAACAGCACAGACCCGUCAGCAGCGUCUCCCGAUACCAGUGGUAUACUUUGUUGUGAAGUCUGCGGCAAGUAUGGCCUGCCUCAUGAAUUCUCCGCUUCCGGCAGAUUUUGCAGUUUGUCGUGUGUUGGUGUUUACACUGGAAGGAGAAAUAAAGGAAGAGAAUACGUCCGCCAUGCUAAAACAGUGGACGGCAAGAUUGUGAAAAGGAAGAAGAAAGACAAAGCAAAGAACCGUGAACUGUCGCCUUAUACAGAAUUACCCCAUGUAAGGAACACAGAGGGUGAAACAUCGCCAUCCCAAGAAAAUGAGCCAGAAAUGUUGGGAGCUCGACGAACAUUUAAAGUGAAAAGAAAGCGCAUGAAAAACAAGCUCAAGUUUAAGAAGGCUUCUUUAAAUGCAACGGAUCUCAUGAAGGGUGAAGAUGUUCCGUAUGAUUCAACCAAACCGUUUGUAUGGACGGAUUAUUUAGCAGCUUGUAGUUCGAAAGCUGUUCCAGUCGGCGUCUUUAAACAGGAGAACCCAUUUCUUGAUUUGGAAAGUAAAUCGACGUGUGGAUUCGAGAAGGACAUGAAACUAGAGGCCAUUGACCCGAAGCAUCCUUCAUACAUUUGUGUUUGCACCAUAGUCAGAGUAAAAGGAACGCGUUUGAGGCUUCACUUUGAUGGCUGGUCGGAGAGUUACGACUUCUGGACCUGUGCUGAUUCACCCUUUAUAUUCCACGUGGGAUGGUGUGAAAGGAAUGGCCAGAAACUUCAUCCGCCAAGAAGCAUGUCAUUUUCGGAGUUCAACUGGGACAAGUACUUGAAGGUGUGCGAAGCUAAAGCCGCACCAGAACACCUGUUCAAGCCAAUUUCACCAACGAAGCAUGGUUUUAAAACUGGUAUGAAACUAGAGGCGGUGGACAGAAUGAAUCCGGAUCUAAUCUGCGUUGCCACAGUAACAAAUGUGAUUGGCAACCACUUCCUAGUUCACUUUGACGAGUGGGACGACUCCUAUGACUACUGGUGUGGGGAUGAUUGUCCCUACAUCCGUCCUGUAGGGUGGUGUAGGGAAAAUAACAGGAAUCUCAACCCACCCAACGAUGAUGAAUUUCACACUUUCCGUUGGGAAGAAUACUUGAAAUCUACUGGAACUAUUGCUGCACCUUCUCAUUUCUUUAAAACGCGGCCACCGCCAGGUUUCAAAGUGAACCAGAAGCUUGAAGCAGUUGACAAGAGAAAUCCUUCCCUGGUACGAGCUGCUACCCUAGCUGAAGUGAACGAAUACCGAUUACGAAUUCAUUUUGACGGAUGGGAUGAUAUCUAUGAUGACUGGUUUGAGGCUGACUCCUUAGAUCUAUACCCUGUGGGAUGGUGCGAAAAAUCAGGUCAUCCCCUCGAGACGCCUCUCACUACGCGCGAGAAGAUCUCGAGCGCCGCCUGUCCAACUCCCGGAUGUAAGGGCAUUGGUCAUGUGAAGGGAGCGAAGUACUCGACCCAUCACAGCACGUUUGGAUGUCCUUACUCAUUGCAGAAUUUGAAUAAAGACUCGUGUCUUGUGGAUCGACUUUCCAACAACUCUAUGACAGAGGAAUCGGAUUGGUCUUAUGCCUCCAAGCAGAAGUUAGCUGUUGUGAAAGCUAUAAAAGAAGAAAUUACUUCUACUCAAGGAGAUGGAACCUGCCCAACACCGGGCUGUGACGGGUCCGGUCACGUGAGUGGACAAUGGAAGACACAUUACACAUUGUCAGGUUGUCCCAGAGUCAAGCAUUUAGCAAAAUCACCCACCUCAAAAAAAAGUGCCUCACUCUACAGUCCCUCAAACAAGGGUUUCUCCGCUAGCAGCACAGAAUCCGGCAUCAUUGGAACACGUAGUACCUCCAGGCGAGUCGGCAUCAAAGAAGAAAAGCCUGACAGUUCAAGACACAGGGUCGCCGACAAAGCUAUUCAACACGUAUCUCCAUUCUCGUUCCCAUGGCCUCUCGGUAGUGGAUUUCCAUCAGCAUUUCUAAGCGAACUCAAGUCUUCCAUCAACCACAAUAACAAUGGGGCAGUGUCCAGUGAACGACAGCGAAUCAUGGCAUGGAAUGUUGAUGACGUAGCUAGUCACGUGCGCUUUCUAGGUUGUGCAGACCAAGCCAAAAUUUUCAUUGAUCAGCAAAUUGAUGGAGAAGCUUUCCUCUUACUCAACCAGAGUGACAUCGUUAACAUUCUCAAGAUCAAGCUGGGGCCUGCUCUAAAGAUCUACAACACCAUCCCAAAAUUUUGAUAUCAGGGGUUUUUUUUUAAACUCUACCAACGUAUUAGACAAUCCAUUCGUCCCUGUCCCAGACGCUGUGAAUAGCCGGGCACUUACGUAUUCAAUGGUCUACAAAGCCUAGGCAACAUUGAAAUAGAUUAGCUGACAAAAUAUGACAAUUUGUGAUACAUUUUAGGUUAUAUGAUGCAUGAUGGUUGCCUCCUUUUCCUUUUGAGGUGGAACGUAGUGCAAUAAAAGAAUAUAUCAAUAAACCUUGGCAAGGAAACGAACGUUUUUCGUCCCGCGCUUUUUCCCAUCCACCUUGAGAGGGACUAGAAACAAAAUAUUUCAGUCACACUGAUGACGUAACUCCUCGAGGAUCCCAGAAUUAGCUCUGAUUGGUUGUUACUCAGAAAAUUUUUCCCACUGUUUGAUGCGGUUUUAAACCAAUCAAAUCACUAUAAAGUGUUAUGUCAUCAGUACAGAAGUUUUCGGCUCGAAUCUCGCGGGAGUUGAAAAUUACGCGGGACGAGAGACUUCACACCUUUCUCAGUAUGAAAUAAAGAUUGCAUUUACAGAGUUUUAAUUGCUGUAGACUAGGCUACCUCAAGGGAGAUCUUUUCUUGGUUGCGUUUAAUGCAAUAUUGUAAAGCAAGACAUAUAUUUUAGAGAUCAAAUUCUGGUAGAACACUUUUGUAAUGGCACAUGCAAAGAAUUGUGUUAAAGUUUUCUUAAAUCCGUCAGAAGUCACUGCUGACCGAGUUACAUGAGUAAUGUAUUAGCUGAAGGUCUCAAUUAAUAAUUCAUGAAGAGGUUUUGGCUGAAAGCUUUUUAUAAAAUCACUGAAAGCCGAAAAAGACUUGCUACUGACGUACUUACCAUUCUUAGUUGCGUGUAACACUAAGGGUCUCUUACUUGUCAUAAAGGCUACACUGAUAUUUGACCAAUAAAUCUUUCACGUAAACAAUAAGAUGGAAAAUUAUGCCUGUUUGUGGACAGGUUUAAACUCAAA